AUGCCCUACCAAUACCUCACAUUCAGCGAUCUCUACGAGGAGCAGGUGCGAUCCUCGGCACCCUCCUCACCCGUCAUGUCCGCAUCCUCGCUAUCACCCGUCUUCCUCCUCCCCUCCACAUCACAGCGCUCAUCCGCAUCGCGGUCGCCAUCACAUCGUUGCACCACUCGCGACGUGCACGGUCACUCCACCCUCCAAACCCACACGCAAGACUCGGACGACGUGCCUUCCCCCUCCACCUCUCCAUCAAGCUCCUCGGCCCUCCACCUCGACCUGCUGCGACUCUUCCGUCGUCGAUCCUCCAUCAAGUCGUGGUCCAAGAAGCAUUCUGCGUCCAACUCGGUCGUGUCGACACCCACAUCGUCGCGUCGAUCCUCCUUCACCUCCGGAUUCGCCCUCGUCUCCGCGGCCAGCAGCGCAAAUACCAGCCCCGCCAUCAGCAGACAGCCAACAAGACGCUUGAGCGAGUACGAAGAGAUGCUCCAAAAGACGGUGCGCGCCGAAGAGGAAGAUGAGAGGCAGAGGCAGUCCGAGUUGCGGGCGUACUUCGAGAAGGCUGGCGAGAGCGGGUUGGGGUUGAAGAGGUUUUAA
This is a messenger RNA of Kalmanozyma brasiliensis GHG001, 591 nucleotides long. RefSeq lists its product as uncharacterized. Lineage: Eukaryota; Fungi; Basidiomycota; Ustilaginomycetes; Ustilaginales. Bases 1 to 591 code for a protein of 196 amino acids. The transcript has a single exon. The record is from RefSeq and is a predicted model, not a curated record.